CAGCCAUCCUGUCCUCUUUGCUGGGUUGACCUCGUUGCCUGCUGCGUCCUGUGUGCUUCCUCCGCAGUACAACAUGCCAAGGCAAAGGAGCCUAUGGACUGAUGGGGAGGUCCAGUGCCUUUUUCACUUAUUAGAGAUGAACGAAGGCCUGGACAUUAUAAUGAGGUCUACAUCACACCCCAACAGGGCAAUCUAUGGGAAGAUUGCUAGAAGGAUGAGGAGGCAUGGGUUCCAGAAAACCACGGAACAGGUCGCUUCAAAGGUCAAGGUAAUGAGGACCGCUUUUUACCGCGCCAUGGGCCAACAUGGAGAGGACCCGGAAGCACAGCAGAAGCCAGCUUACUUUGAAAAAAUGUGGUAUCUUUGGAUGCUGGCAGGUGGUCCGUCGCUGGACAUCUUUGAUGUUGCGGCACGUCGUGGGAGACAUGCCAGGAGGUCCGUCCAAAUUCCACCACGCCGUUCGGAUGAGCAGGACAGUGCUAGUUCACCUCAUUCUCCUGAAAGUGAUGUUGAAGAAGCCCCUGAUACCCCGCCUCUGUGCCCAGAGGCCCCGCUUCAGGCCCCUCAGGCCAAAGCUCCAUCACCUGAAGCCCCAGCUGCCAGGACGCCCAUCCCAAGUCCAUCACGCCGUCCGGAUGAGGAGGACAACACUAGUCCACUUCAUUCUCCCAAAG
This is a messenger RNA of Sceloporus undulatus (fence lizard), 674 nucleotides long. RefSeq lists its product as uncharacterized. The record is from RefSeq and is a predicted model, not a curated record. NCBI's taxonomy places the organism in Eukaryota, Metazoa, Chordata, Lepidosauria, Squamata, Phrynosomatidae. The annotation marks the transcript as partial. The transcript is spliced from 3 exons.